Messenger RNA from Esox lucius (northern pike), 3288 nucleotides. RefSeq names its product leucine-rich repeat-containing protein 24. NCBI's taxonomy places the organism in Eukaryota, Metazoa, Chordata, Actinopteri, Esociformes, Esocidae. Bases 231 to 2300 code for a protein of 689 amino acids. The transcript has 8 exons. The record is from RefSeq and is a predicted model, not a curated record. Gene Ontology annotation, molecular function: protein binding.
AGCGCGCGACACCCACGGGUGUCAGGAUGAAAGAGCGGCAGCGGAUCUGUUUAGCGGAGGGAUCGAGAAUGGUUAUGGUGCUGCUUUCUGUCCGGAAUUGGAUAGUAAUAACCAAGUGUAUAAAGCGUCUUAUUGUUUGUCGUUAGAUUUUUCCUUUUAUUCAACGUCUUGGUUUUUUAAUACAGUGAUCAAACGAGCAUAGCGGAACAGUUUGGAGGUAGGGCAGUGUGAUGUUUCUUUCUCAGGUCUCCAGGCUGCUCCUCCUCUUUCCUCUCCUCUUCUCCGGGGGCUGUGUGUCCUGUCCAUCAGAGUGUCGCUGCUACAGCCUGACAGUGGAAUGUGGCUCUCUGGGACUCAGACACAUUCCUCAGAGAGUCCCCGACAACACACAGACCAUCUUCCUGCAGGAUAAUGCUGUUGUCAAGGUUACUGGUUUGGACCUGUCUGGUCUGGGCCAGCUCCUCUACCUUUACCUCCAAAACAACAGUAUCUCGGCCUUGGAACCUGGAGCUUUCCUUGGACAGGGAGUCCUGCUGGAGUUGGCCCUAAAUGGGAACCUUAUUCACCUGCUUACCCCAGACACCUUCACCGGCCUCGACCAUCUCCGCAUUCUUUAUCUGGCAGCCAAUCAGAUCACACGGUUGCACGAUCACACCUUUACUGGUCUUCAGCGUCUGCAGGAGCUUCACCUCCAGGAGAACAGUAUUGAGGCGUUGGGUGAUCAGGCUCUCUCCGGCCUGUCCUCUCUGGCCCUCCUGGACCUCAGCAGGAACCAGCUCCGUACGCUGGGACAGGCAGUCCUGAGACCAGUCAUCAGCCUGGAGGUUCUGCGGGUCACUGAAAACCCCUGGCGGUGUGACUGUGCCCUCCAUUGGCUCCGUCUGUGGAUUGAUGCUGAGGGGCAGCGGCUGCUGAGCUGGUCAGAGCGUCGUCUGCUCUGUGCUGAACCCCCUCGUCUGGUUCACCUCAGUCUGCUGGAGGUUGCACCCAACAGCCUGGUGUGUAUUCCUCCGGUGCUGCACCUGGAGGCGAGCCAGCUCACCGUGCCCCUGGGGGGCAGUCUGAAGGUGUCCUGCCAGGCCUCGGGGUACCCCCAACCCCUAGUUACCUGGAGGAAGACCUCCCAGGGCAGAGCACUGCUAGGACCCAGUGGAUUACUGCAGGAGCUGGGAGGAGAGAGGGAGAGGAACAGGAGAAGGGAACAGGGGGGAGGACACAUGGAGAGGAGAGAGGAGGAGAGAUGGGAAGGGGUGAGGAUAGAAAAGGGAGGACACAUUGAGAGAGCCAGGCCAGAGAGCGGUAGGCAGGAAGAAGGAAGAGAGGUGUUAAGGGGUAAGACAGAGAUGAGGAGUAGAGGAGGAGGAGACGUGCAGGGGGUGACAGGGGAGGGGGAGGAGGACACAGGAAGUGGGAUGCUGUUUCUGAGCAAUGUGACGGUGGCUCAUGCCGGCCGCUAUGAGUGUGAGGCCUGGAACCCUGGGGGUGUGGCCCACCUGACCUUUCACCUAGCAGUCAACAUGACAUCAUCAACUGAUCUGUGGCCUCAGCUUCACUCCUCCUCUUCGCCCGUCUACCCGGGACAGACGGGGGUGAGCCAGGAGCCCCUGUAUGAGGGGGAGAGCAUGGACUUCUCGGCACUGAGCACGGCCACUCAGACCGUUAUCGCUGUGGGCAUCUCUCUGCUGUCUCUAACCGCCCUGCUGCUCCUCUUUAUGAUCUACAGCCGCCAGCAGCAACACAAACAGGUGUUCGUGUGUUGGCACCAGACAGGUUACAGUAGCAGCAGUAAAGAUGGGAGGAUCCUGUAUGUUAAUGACUAUUCAGACGGUCCCACUACCUUCUCUCAGCUGGAAGAGUACUGUGAUGAAGCCGGACACGAGAUGUACGUCCUUAACAGCUCCCGUCCUGCGCAGACAACGCACUCUGGACUCCUAGCCAAUCAGCAUGCUGGACUCCUAGCCAAUCAGCAUGCUGGACUCCUAGCCAAUCAGCAGGCUGGACUCCUAGCCAAACGGCAUGUAGGACUCCUAGCCAAACAGCAGAGGGUGCUGGUGCUCCAGGAGGCUCUACAGGCCCAGGGUCAGGUUAGGAAGGUCCAUAGCAGGGUUGGGUGUCUGGGGUCUCAAAGGGCCCCUGUUGAGGGACUGGAUGUACCCACAGUGGACCCUGGGGAUCUCCUCCUCAACCAGAGUCUCCUCUAUGACCCACAGAUGGAUGUACCCACUGUGGACCCUGGGGAUCUCCUCCUCAACCAGAGUCUGCUCUACGACCCACAGAUGGCAUAUGAGAUCCACUGUUGAGGGAAGGAUGACUGAGGGAAGAUAUUUUUAAUGUUUGACUGAAGGCAAACUUAAUUGGCAGCUCUGUCUGUCUGUCUGUCUGUCUCACCUUAUAAACGUCGAACAGCACUUAUAGGUUGACAGUUCAGCUGAUGCUGAAAGACACUUCCACAUUCAGAGAAGAAAGAACAAAUGAAAAGAAAAAUCAUAUUUAAAAAAAAUUUAUUCUCUCUUUUUAUUAAGUUGUACAUACACAAAUUAUAGAUUUUUUAGGAUAGUUUUUCCCCCAAUCAAGGUUCUUCACAGUAAUGAAAUAUAGAUGAUAUAUCUAUAGGAAUGGUAUUUUCUCCAAUCAAAGGACUGCACAUUAAAGUUGUUUAGAUUAUUUUCUGGACUUAUAGCACCUACCUAAUGGUCUUCCCUGCUGCCUUCUAGAGCUUCACAAAUUGUAGUUUUAUGGAAUAGCCAUAAAUGAUUGGUGUCAACCCAGAAUAUCAAUAAAGGGGCAUCCCAUAUCGAAUAUCUAGUGGGGGGUGCCCUGUGAGGACAUCUUGCACCCGGCCUGGCAUCACCACGCUUCGCCAGUGUGUUUCACCAUUGUUCAAGAAAAAAAGCAUCCAGAUCUUUGAAGGAUGAAGGACGUAGAAAACUAUUUUGCUCUCUGCGCUCCAGAAAUUUCCAUGACGGCUCAAUGAUGUUCAGAUCGGGUGAUUGGGAAGGCAAUGGAAGGAAUGUAAUACCAUCCUGGAGUUCUGGAAACCACUCUUUUGUUUAGCCUUGUUCAGCCGCACGUUCCUUCAUGCUGCUUUGAAAUAUCAAAGUGCUAAUUGUCAGACCAUGUUAAUAGCUGACACCUCUGUACUACUAACUGGCCAUCAACCUAAUGUGGCCUCUGCAGCUGUUGGUAAUUUUGAUUUAUGACUUUUAAGUAACGGUCCUUUUCCAUGUAGUGUUUCUGUUAUUUUGUCCAACCCCUGUAAAUGCGUUCAGUAAAUGGAUUUUAAAAUGU